Messenger RNA from Myotis daubentonii (Daubenton's bat), 1343 nucleotides. It is a transcript of the gene TSR2, whose product is annotated as TSR2 ribosome maturation factor. The record is from RefSeq and is a predicted model, not a curated record. NCBI's taxonomy places the organism in Eukaryota, Metazoa, Chordata, Mammalia, Chiroptera, Vespertilionidae.
GGGGGUGUGCACAGCCAGGAAAAGGCCGAGUGGCUGGGAGGUGCAGUGGAGGAGUACUUCUUCCGCAAUGGCCAGUGUUCACCAAAAUGCAUGCUAUGGAAGCAUAGUUCUGUUAGAUGUUCAGUGAAGAAAAAACUUCUCCAGCCAAAUUAUCUUUCUGCAAUAGAUUCCUUUAAAACCGAGCAGGACAGUUAUUUCUCAAAAGCACAAUGUGAACACUGCAGUAGGUGAGAAAUUCAUGGGCAGGUUCUAAGCUGACUUGGAGCUAGAUGAGGUGGAGGACUUCCUAGGGGAGCUCAUGACCAACGAGUUUGAUACAGUUGUGGAGGAUGGGAGUCUGCCGCAGGUGAGCCAGCAGCUGCAGACCAUGUUCUACCACUUCCAGAGGGGGGAUGGGGCCACUAUGAAGGAGUUGGCCUCCCACAUCACCCAAAGAAAGCGCAGGGUUAGAGCCACUGCACUUUCGACAGACAGACAGACGGAUGAUGAUAAUGCGGACAGCGCGGACGAGAUGGAGGUCACAGCUACGAAUGAUGGGACAGCUAAUGGUGGGGUCUGCCCCCAGCCUGAACCCUCUGGUCCAGACCCCCAGACUAUUAAGGAAGAAGAUAUAGUGGAGGAUGGUUGGACCAUUGUCCGGAGAAAGAAAUGAGUGGGGCUGCCAAUGGUUUGGGCCCUUGUUUUAAGGAUUAUUUUGGAGGAUUGUGGAUCUUUGGACUGGUUAUCCCAUCUCCAUCCUCUCCCUAUUCCCCUGUCUAGCUCCCUCCAGGGGAAAGAAGAGCCCUAGGGUCCUUGGCCUUGGGGUGGUAGGACCUGGUUGACCACACCCCCUUGGGCCGUAAGUUAUUAUCUGAACGGAGAGGCCUGGUUUCCCAGCACAGUGCCUUGGGUGCAGUCAGUGUGAAGAGUAGGAUGAGUGGGUGUGGGUGCAGUUGGAAACGCUGAAUGCUGGUUGACAGUGGGCAGGUAGAUUUAUGAAGGGAGAGAGGACCAGCAGAACCAAUACUUCUGCUGGGUCAGGAACGGUGAGGUGAACAUGGCAGCUGGAAGAGAGUCAUUGACAAUGUGAACGGAAGUAGCUGUGUUACCUCUCCCACUUUUCUGCUGCCCGUAAACACACACACACACACACACACACAGCAGCUCAGCCCGCCCCAUCCUGCAGCCCAGCCUCCAGCCCUGGUUCCUUCAGGAAGUCUAAGACAUUGGCAAGGUGGUGAGCUUGGGGGACCUGGGCUUUGUUUUCUGUCUCCUGCAACCUCUUUCCAAACUCUUCAUCCAAUUCCAUCCAUGUCCAGGGAUGAGGCUUAAAAGACAAGAAUAAAUAACACCUUAACGUUGAA